AGCUCGCUGACGUCACAGUCCCGCGCCUGCGCACCAGUGCGCGAGGAGGGCCGUGUCCCCUGCGGUUUGCGCGCGGUCCCCCAGCGCCAGGCCGGCCGCCCCCCAUGGGCAUCCCCGGGCUGACGCGCUACGUGGAGGAGCACGGCGAGUUCUUCACGGCGCUGCGCCUGCACGACGCGCACCUUGUCAUCGACGGCAGCAGCCUGUACCACCGCCUGUGGCUGGAGGGCGGCCUGGACGCGGCGCGCGGCGGCGAUUACGAGGCGCUGGCGGGGGCGGUGCGCGGCUUCUUCGCGGCUCUGCGCGCCUGCCGCCUGCGCGCGCACGUGGUGCUGGACGGCGGCCGCGAGCCGGGCGAGGCCAAGCUGGCCACGCGGCGGCAGCGCGCCCGCCAGCGCCUGGAGGCGGCCGCGGCGCUUGGCCGGGGGGCGCGGGGCGCGGCACUGCCGCUGCUGGCCCGCGACGCCUUCCGCCAGGUGCUGGCGGGCGCGGGGGUACCCUUCGUGCAGUGCCUGGGCGAGGCGGACCGCGACGCGGCGGCACUGGCCCGGCGCUGGGGCUGCCCACUACUCGGCUCCGACAGUGACUUCUACACCUUCCGCCUGCCCGCCGGCUACUGCCCCCUCGGCCACUUCCAGUGGAGGGACAUAGCCGGAGACAGCCCGGAGCGCUACAUCCCCGCCCGCUGCUUCUCGGCAGACAAGCUGUGCACCCACUUCGGCCGCCUCGACCAGGCCCUGCUGCCCCUCUUCGCCCUGUUGAGCGGCAAUGACCACGGCCGCCUGCCGGCCCUCGACACCUUCCUCUGCAAAGCGCGCCUGCCCACGCGAAGCUGCUGCCGCCGCCGGGGGGCAAGGAAACACAGGCAAAUCUGUGGGCUCCUGAGCUGGCUGGCAGGCUUCGCCAACCCUGCUGCGGCAGUCGACAGCGUGGUGCACCAUCUCCCAGAGCACAAGAGGGAGCAAGUGAGAGAGCUGCUACAUACCUCCCUGGACCAGUAUGAACAGGCCGACGGGAACCUCGAGGACUACUUUGAGAGCAGAAGCUAUGAGUCACGGGUGGGCUGGGAGCUGGAAUUGCCCCGCUGGAUGCUUGGGGCCCUGGCAAGAGGCGACCUGUCUCCCUUCAUGACAGACGCUCUGAUCCUCAGACAAACGUUCCUCCACGUUCAGGUGGAGAAUAUGCAAAGACCGAGCGCUCAUGCCGUGGCGCUGCCCAUCCGGCAGGUGAUCUACGGGUUGCUUCUGAAUGCUGGUCAGGACUCAGAAACCUGCGGAGAAGCGAAGCUGCCUGCACAGCUGCCAGUUGUUCAGGAAUUUGACAGAUUCCAGAAAACCCUUAAGAAAACAUUUGUUCAGAUUGCAGUGCUGCCUGUGUCGUUUUGCAGUGACCAUCUCCCUUUGGACAAGUUAACUGAGGUCCCCAUGUCAGAUCGCCUGAAGCUUCUGUUGGAAACCCUUGGAGUGAAAUUUAGCAUCCUAGAGCCUAUCCCCAGCCACUUGCAGCUCCCUCUUGCUGUAACCUGCUAUUGGACACGUUAUUCAGAACCUAUAGUGAAACUGCAUCAUUUGAAAGCAUUACUUCUGGGAAUUGUAUUUGGAGAACUGCAGAGGACAACAAGUAGCCCUGGUCCUGAGGUUUUCCAUGUUCAAGACAACAAGGUAGCAUAUGACCAUUUUCUGAAAUGGAAGGAAAAGAAACUGCAGAAUACAGACCUGGAUUUAGAUACAGCCCACACAUUUUGUCAGUGGCAGUGCUGUCUCCAGAUGGCAUUGUAUCUCAACCAGCUACUCUCAUCUCCUCUCCCUGAGCCGGACCUAACUAGGCUUUAUAGUGGAACCGUUGUGCAUAGACUGUGUCAUGAGCUUAAGUCAUCGCCCUCAGCAGAAAGUCUACUUAGCCUGUCUCCAAAGAUAGACAAGCUUUAUUUUGAUCUGUUACAUACUGUUAAAUCAGCUGUACCUUCAGACUUCUUUCAGAAGAAGAAGUCUAAAUCCUGCAAGGAAAAGAAGAAAGCAACUAAUCAGGAAGAGACUACCAGUGAGUGUGUAACAAUGGAAAUUCAGCCUUUACAUGAUCUCAAUAGAUUUGUAUUACUUGAAGUGGAAGACUAAUGAUGACACAUGCAAGGAAUAAUCUUAAUGCUGCACGAGUGGGCAACAGUUAUGCUGAAGUGCAUGGAUUGUAUUGGAAUUUGACUGGCCUGUUCACAAAAUUUGAUCCAAACUGGAUUUUUUUUUUUUAGAAUUAAUCCUGUUGCAGGGAUUUUUGUGCAGUAAACAUUACAUAUUCUUACAACUUUCUUAAUUGUAGAUAUUAAGGUAUUGGAGCUUUCUAAAAGUAAUCAACAGGUAUCCAAACUCCUCAAGAAUAGAGGAAUAAAACCUGUUUGGAGCUUCAAAGCCAGGCUCUUUAAGAUUACGUUCUUCCCUUAUCUCCAAUUCCCUCCCAGGGGGAAAAAAAAUCUUUUACAACACACUGGAAACCCAUUUUAAGCUCACUUUGAAGGUACAUAUUUAAAUAAUUUUAACUUGUCAGAGGAUGCUGACUUAAAUUACAUUGUAAUGAAAAACAAGUAAUGCUGCUUUGUAUUUGCCAACUGAGGUUAACUUCCGUUGACUUGUAGCAGAAGUCGGGCCAUUUGCACCUUGCAUGUGAUAUUCCAACUGCUACCUUGUCAUGGGAGCACAGAGAGGAACCUAUGCCUUUUCUCUCCUUGUGUUUUGCUUAAGAAAAAAGAAAUACGGAAUUUUAUUACUACUGAAAGCUACCACAAAAUGGCCUUUUCCUCCCUUCUCCCCUGAAAAGUAUUUGUUACCACCUAAGAGAUUGGCAAGCAAAGUUUCCCUCCUUGAAGGCUCUAAAAAGAAGAAUGUUAAAUAUUUGAACUAUAAUUGUUUUAGCACUUGGCAUUCAAUAGAGAAUGUUUGGUGCACCUCACGUGAAACUACAUUAUCUAGAUAACAGCUCUUAGCAUUUCAGUAGGUAGUUACCCAUUAUACUUCUCAGUUGAGAUUGUCAGUUCCAUGCACAUAAAUGUAAGAACAAAUCAUAUUUUUAAUAUGUCCUUUGCAAUAAAAGCUAGUAUUAAUUAUAUGUCUCUUUUCCUCAGGAUUAAGAGGUUCUUCAGUUAUUAACUGCAUCUGUCAUUAGGGCUUUAUCCAGUACUCGCCAGAUCUCAAGCACCUCUGAUUUCUGCUCCAUCUUUGUCUGUUCCCGUGCUUUCACUCCCAUUUCCUAGACUGUUUUUCAUAGUGAAGUUUCUAGAAAAAGUUUUUCAGGAAACAUUUAUUUUCUAGAUAAAAAUUCUCAGCCUAAAGUGGUUCUCUCACAGAGAUCUGAGGUUGAUCAGGCUAAAAUAAAGUAAGUCACAGGACAUCAAUAAGUUAUUGAUGCAUUAGUUGUAUUGCAUUUUCCUCCUGAUGGAUGAUUAUCCACUAUUGCUCUUAUGAGUUCACUGGCCUAAGUAUAUGGAUAGAUUGUUUGAAAGUUAUCCAGGAAAUAGAUUUUUACAUGCUUUUAAGCAGCCUGAUCUUCAAGAGUAACAAUUUCUAUAAAGCAAUAGCUAUAAGACAUAGUAAUGUUAUAUGUAAGCCAUCAAUAUUUUUACACUUGGUAAAUAUUUACCAGAUGGGCUCAAGAAGUUUAAGUUCUGUCAACAAAAUCCCAUUCAUUGGAAACAUGAAAAAAUGAGGUUCAGAGAGAACUGUUUUGUAAAUCUGUACCAGUCUUUUGUCAAACAUUUUACUCCAAGGAUGUUACUAAAACCCAAAAGCCACCUUUCUUUUCUGAAAACAAAAACACGUUAAGGAGCCCAUGUGAUAAAGAACUGUGCAUAGAACUGGGAGACAGGUAUCCCUUGAGCCAGAUGGGCUUAGCAAUUAAUGUUUUGCACACAAAAUUCAGUUGUUAAAUCUUGUAGGUUGCAGAUAUGGAUUUCAGAUGCCCACAUUCCUGAAAAAUAAACAUUGCGUUAAGCUGUUUGAAAAGAAAAAAAGUGAAACACGUAGUACAGUUUAGAUUUAUGAAAGGACUACUUGUUGCAAGACAGAAAGUUUGCAAAAAAGUUUCUUCCUGUACCUAAGGCCUACCUUGUUUUUUAGUAACUUACUAGCAGAUGGCAUCCAAGUGCAAUCUUAGAGAAAGUUAACCAUUCUAUGCUAUUUUGAAUGCUAUUUCUUUUCUUAACAAUAGCAAACCACUCAGCAACAAAGCUGCAAAAUUCACACCUUAAUUUAAGUUAAUGAGUUCAAAAUGCUCACUCAGGCACAGAUCUUAUUGAGUCCAGUCUUUUUGACUAUGUAAAAACUGAUUUGGCCCUAGGAGGUGUAGGGCCAAGUUGAUUCUAGGUAGUUUAUGAUGAUAAUCUCAAUGCACUGUUCUAAAAAACAGCCAGAGCUUCACACACACGUGACUCAGCUAUUUGGGUUUGGAGAAAGAGAGAGAAAUGUCUCUUAAAUAAACCACUGAAAUAAAGUUAGGGUGUACAUUUUAUAAAGCUGAUGAAGAAUUUUGAAUGGAACUAAUCUGGUGUACUGUUUAAAUUUGCAUUUUAAAAAUGUUUCAACCAAAUUGAUAACUUAUAGGUGUUUUGCAUAUCCAAAGUAGACACUAUCCUAUAAAGCUGAAGUAAGUCCCAAACAAUUCAAUUAUUUGUUUAUAAAAAUGAAAAGAAACCCCAAGAAAACCAAAUAUUCAUGCUCAUUGAAGGUUUGAGAAAAGGAAAAAGGCUACUUGUGCAUCUUAAAAAGUUACUUACAAAGGUAUUUUGGCUUUAGCAAGGUUUAGGGCAUCUGAUAAGAUUCUUGUGUGACUAAGGUUUGUCAGGUAGGCAAAGUUUAUAUUCAGAUACAUGUUUAUAUUUUUAUAUUAAGAAGUUUCUGUAAGCAGAAUCACUUUCCAAACAAAUCUUUACUAAUGAAUUGUCGGGAUUAUGAUACAUAUUUCACAAAAUAUGUAACUGGAAUUUGUUUAAACCAAUGAUGCCCAACCUUUUCACCCCAUGGGCCAGAUGGGCAAUGCCAGGUCCUUCCUCAGGCCAGAUUUGGCUGGUGGCCCUGAUCCAGCACGCGGGGUGGGCAGGGCCAGAACCUCAAUCUAGCUGCAUGGCAAUGGUCUGAUCUGGCCCUAGUUCAUCCAUAUGGGGCUUGGAAUUUUGGCAGCGGGGUACGAGUGGUGGUGUUAAUUGCUACCGCUCCCCCCGCAUUAUAGUUCCUGAUCCUUGGGCAGUGUAGUGGGCCAACAGUGACCCAUAUGCCAGGGACUCAGCACCCUUGGUUUAAACAGUUUAUAGUAACUCAAUCUCUUUGCAAUGUAUUGUCCAUAUUUUUCUGCUUAUAAUAGUGGCAUCAAUCUCAGGAUCUAGGGGUCAGAGCCAUUUAGCCAGUUUUAUCCUAUGGUUCACUCAGGUUGAAAUUCAGAGAGAUCCUGAACCAGCCAGAUGUCCUAACAUUUGAAAAAGAUUACUAAUAUGACCAGAAGGCAUUCUGUGAGCACUAUACGACUCCUGACAGGACAAAGGAAAGAACUCAAUAUUGGAAAGUGUUGCAUUUCCCAUUUCAAAAUGCAACUACCUCCUGUAAAGCCAGGUGAACUGAAUGUUGUGUACCUUCGUUAAAAAAAAAAUAUUGAAGCUUAAUCACUAUUCAGAAUAUCAAUAAAAUGAAUAUAUUUAUUACAUCAUCUUAAGAUCCAGAAGAGCUCUCCAACCAUCUUUUGAGUAAUUAGGGGGAGAAAGGGAGGGAACUUGACCUGAAUUGAAGAGGAUUCACCUUUUGCUUCAGAUGAUCUCAAACUGGUAAGUGUGAAAAGGGAAAACCUCUCCCUUCUCUCCACAGGUGGUCCUAAAUGGUUGUUCUAGGUGCUCAUUUUUGAGCAACAGGGUGGUAACUUUAAGUGCUUCAAUUUAGGUUCCUGUAGUUAAAGAAUUUGGUCUCAAUUCAGGCUACUUUCCAGUUUUGAAUAAGCAAUGUAUUUCCUUUAGUCUGGCCUCACGCCUCCCCUCCAACCAGAGGUAUUUGUUUUUUUCCUGCUUUUAAGAUAUAUAGGCAAUGGCUAGUUAUUGGUUGUUCUUCUAGUGUGCAUCUAAGUUUUCACACAUGCAGUUGUAGUCUCUGGUUACUUUUUCAAAUACACACAAUAUAUUAAAGAUACUUUGACUUCUA
This is a messenger RNA of Alligator mississippiensis (American alligator), 6164 nucleotides long. It is a transcript of the gene ASTE1, whose product is annotated as asteroid homolog 1. The transcript is spliced from 4 exons. Bases 105 to 2114 code for a protein of 669 amino acids. The record is from RefSeq and is a predicted model, not a curated record. Lineage: Eukaryota; Metazoa; Chordata; Crocodylia; Alligatoridae.